Molecule: messenger RNA, 2205 nt
Organism: Rasamsonia emersonii CBS 393.64
Lineage: Eukaryota; Fungi; Ascomycota; Eurotiomycetes; Eurotiales; Trichocomaceae
Product: Patatin-like phospholipase domain-containing protein
Exons: 2
Coding region: 1-2205 (734 amino acids)
Biological process (GO): lipid metabolic process
Molecular function (GO): triacylglycerol lipase activity
Source: RefSeq, a predicted model, not a curated record
AUGACCUCCGGCGACAAGUCGACGUCCCCUACAUCCGAUGACCUCUACGACCCCUCCAAACUCCCCGACUACGACACCGAGUUUAUCAGUCCGGAUGACCUUCGUCGCUUCGAACAGGCUCUGAACGCGCCUGAAGCGGAGCCUCUUGUUGCUAUUAACGAUUGGCGCCCCAUUCGCCAACGCGUCCGGAAACCUCGGGGCAGUCGCCGAAAAAGGACUAAGGAUGAGACGAGAGAAGGCAUCCUGUAUACGGUCCUCAAAUACCCGUUUCUCGCAAUCGUUUUUGGAUGGAUCGCCGUUCUCAGUGUCGCCUAUAUACUCACUCGCCUUUAUAUCUACCUAUAUGAGCACUUUGUCACAUGGACAGGCCAGCGGGAGAGAUUACGACGAGCAUUGCAUGCAACCCAUAACUAUGCCGACUGGCUGAGGGCUGCCAGAGCCCUGGACGCAUAUCUCGGCACCGAGCAAUGGAAGGAGAAGGACGAAUACGCGUAUUACGACUACUUGACGGUGAAUAAAGUUUUGACACAGCUCAGGAAGCUGAGAAAACUUGCGGAGAAGGAAGCACAAGAUGGUGUGACCAGCUCCGGUGGCGAUACCCCGGCCAUGGAGGAGCUCCGUUCGCUGUUGGAAGCCUGUGUUAAAAACAACUUUGCCGGAGUGGAAAAUCCGCGACUCUACAGCGAAACAUAUUCGGGGACCAAACAUCUAGUGCAGGAGUAUAUCAAUGAGGUGCAUGCUUCUUUACAGUUGGUCUUGAACAGCAGGCACCUGUCGAAAGAAGUCAAGUACCGUCACUUCAGACACCUGGACACCAACCUUGGACGUACGGCGCUUUGUCUAUCCGGGGGAGCGACAUUCGCCUACUACCAUUUCGGAGUCGUGAAGGCCCUCCUGAACAACGGAGUGCUCCCAGAGAUUAUCACGGGCACGUCAGGCGGGGCUUUGGUCGCCGCGCUGGUUGCGACAAGGACCGAUGAUGAGUUGAAACAACUACUCGUACCCGCCCUGGCGCACAAGAUUAAAGCCUGCCAUGAGGGCUUCACGACCUGGAUACAGCGCUGGUGGCGGACAGGAGCCCGGUUUGACACCAUGGACUGGGCUCAACAAUGCAGCUGGUUCACCAGGGGCUCCACCACCUUCCGUGAAGCGUUCGAACGCACAGGGAGAAUCCUCAAUGUUUCCUGCGUGCCUUCCGAUCCGUACUCCCCGACGAUCCUCGCGAAUUAUUUGACGUCUCCUGACUGCGUGAUCUGGAGCGCCGUCCUCGCUUCUGCUGCUGUCCCGGGCAUCUUGAACCCGGUGGUGCUAAUGAAAAAGAAUCGCGAUGGCACGUUAUCGCCCUACUCGUUUGGGAACAAGUGGAAAGAUGGCAGUUUACGAACCGACAUACCGGUGCAGGCGUUGAAUUUACAUUUUAACGUCAACUUCACCAUUGUAUCUCAGGUGAAUCCUCACAUCAAUCUCUUCUUCUUCAGCUCCCGAGGAACAGUGGGCCGACCGGUGACGCAUCGUAAGGGCCGGGGAUGGCGCGGUGGAUUCCUUGGGUCGGCGGUGGAACAGUAUAUAAAGCUCGAUUUGAAUAAGUGGCUUCGAGUGCUGCGGCAUCUGGAGCUGCUGCCACGGCCGCUGGGCCAGGACUGGAGUCAGAUUUGGCUGCAGCAUUUCAGCGGCACAAUCACGAUCUGGCCCAAGAGUAUUCCUUCGGAUUAUUGGAACAUUCUUUCCGACCCCAGCCCGCAGCGGUUGGCACGAAUGAUUCACGUAGGCCAGCAGAGCACCUUUCCCAAAAUCCAGUUCAUCCGGAACCGGAUGAAGAUCGAGAGUUGCAUCAUGGAGGGCCUGCUUCGCAAUUCGACGACGCGCAGUCGAGAGCCGUCGCCGCUGCUCUCACGACGAGUGGAUGUCGGUGACAAAGAACCGUCCGACCAUGUUCCACCUUUCCCCAGGGAGGAACGACUCGACGAGAAUCUACCGGGACGCCGGACUCCGCCUGGCCGCGAGUUUGGCGACCGAUAUCUCGACGUGCCGGACGCUCCUGCACCGCGACAUGAACAGAGACGGCCCAGCGUCAUUGAAGAGAUGCGACGGCAGUCGGCAGUCUUCUUCGACGACUCGGACGUGUACGGCGAAGAGGCCAACAACUACUCGAGUGACGAGGGGAGUCUCAUUGCGGGGGAGAACAGCGGAACGAGAGUGACCUAA